This is a messenger RNA of Punctularia strigosozonata HHB-11173 SS5, 2163 nucleotides long. Its product is annotated as Metallo-hydrolase/oxidoreductase. Gene Ontology annotation, biological process: mRNA 3'-end processing by stem-loop binding and cleavage. The annotation marks the transcript as partial. The transcript is spliced from 13 exons. NCBI's taxonomy places the organism in Eukaryota, Fungi, Basidiomycota, Agaricomycetes, Corticiales, Punctulariaceae. The record is from RefSeq and is a predicted model, not a curated record. Gene Ontology annotation, cellular component: mRNA cleavage and polyadenylation specificity factor complex. Gene Ontology annotation, molecular function: RNA binding; RNA endonuclease activity; 5'-3' exonuclease activity.
AUGGCGGAUGUCCCAACGUUGAGUGUAACUUGCCUGGGUGCCGGACAGGAGGUCGGCCGCUCGUGUUGUGUGCUCCAAUACAGAGGCAAAACUGUCGUUUGUGAUGCAGGCGUUCAUCCUGCAUACACCGGCAUGGCUUCUUUGCCUUUCAUCGACGAGCUCGACUGGAGCACCGUAGACGUACUUCUCAUCACCCAUUUCCAUCUAGACCAUGCCGCGUCGCUGACCUACAUUAUGGAGAAGACAAACUUUCGCGAUGGACACGGAAAAGUGUACAUGACGCAUCCCACAAAGGCGGUGUACAAGUUCAUGAUGCAGGACUUCGUCCGCAUGAGCUCUUCAUCCUCCGACGCUCUCUUCUCCCCCCUCGACCUGUCAAUGUCCCUCUCGUCUAUCAUCCCAGUGUCCGCGCACCAGCUCAUCACCCCGUUUCCGGGUAUUUCCUUCACCCCUUAUCACGCUGGACACGUCCUGGGCGCCUGCAUGUUCCUCAUCGACAUUGCGGGUCUCAAGAUUCUGUACACGGGCGACUACUCCCGCGAAGAAGACCGGCAUCUAGUCAAGGCCGAGUUACCUCCGAUUCGCCCGGACGUGUUGAUAGCGGAGAGUACGUGGGGAGUGCAAAGCGGAGAUAGCAGAGAGGAAAAGGAGGCACGGUUCACGAACAUCGUGCACUCCAUCAUUAAGAGAGGCGGCCAUGUCCUCAUGCCGACGUUCGCUAUUGGACGUGCACAGGAGCUCCUGCUCAUCCUGGACGAGUAUUGGUCCAAGCAUCCGGAGCUUCACAAUGUACCUAUUUAUUAUGCAUCAUCUUUAGCUCGCAAGUGUAUGGCCGUCUACCAAACGUACAUCCAUACCAUGAACUCCAAUAUUCGUUCUCGUUUCGCCAAGCGCGACAAUCCUUUUGUCUUCAAACAUAUUUCCCAUGCACCACAAAACCGCGGCUGGGAGCGUAAACUCGCCGAAGGACCGCCCUGCGUAAUCUUGGCCUCGCCGGGUAUGCUUCAAUCUGGUCCAAGCCGUGAGCUCCUUGAACUCCUGGCGCCUGACUCGAGGAAUGGAUUAGUACUCACGGGGUACUCCGUGGAAGGGACGCCUGCCAGGGAUAUCAUCAACGAACCGGACGAAAUCCAGUCAUAUCGCACGGGCGCACCAAUUCCGCGCAAGCUCUCUGUCGACUAUAUUUCCUUCUCUGCCCACGUCGAUGGCGCGCAGAACCAAGAAUUCAUCGAGAAGGUUGGCGCACAGCAUGUCAUCCUCGUACAUGGCGAACAGACGGCGAUGGGUCGUCUCAGUGCGGCACUACAAGCGAAAUACAAAGCGCGGGAUGAAGAGGUCAAAAUCCAUAUGCCGCGCAACUCGGAAACACUGGAUCUCACGUUCCGUGGCGAGCGUGUCGCGAAGGCGAUCGGGACGUUGGCCAGCAAGCCGCCGCAAGCCAACGAGACGUUGUCUGGAUUGCUCGUCUCGAAAGACUACUCUUACACCCUCCUCGCACCCCGCGACCUGCGCGAUUUUGCCGGGUUGUCGACUUGCGUGGUGACGCAAAGGCAGCGAUUGAUCUUGGGUGUAGGUUGGGAGCUAGUCCGAUGGCACCUGGAAGGGAUGUUUGGGAAGGUGGAGGAAGGCGCUGAUAAGGAUGGAAUUCCUACUAUGCGGGUCAUGGGGACAGUGGAUGUGAAGCAAACAGCCGAACACGAGCUUACACUGGAAUGGGACUCGAGCGCCAGUAAUGAUAUGAUCGCCGACUCAACUCUAGCGCUGAUCACUGGCAUCGAUCAAAGUCCCGCCUCUGUGAAAUUGACCUCCCACUCCCACAGCCAUGACCAUGACCACCACCAUCCCCACGCGGACGAUGAGACCGAGUCGGCCACGGUCAUGCGCAUCCAGCGUCUCGCCAUGUUCCUAGAAGCGCAUUUCGGCGAAGUCGAGCUGUACAUGCCAGACAACGCGCCAGACGCCGAUCGCGAAGCAGGCGAGGACGGCGAGAACGAGCCCUCGUUAUUCGUCGCGCUUGACGAAGCUGACGCGAGGAUAAAUCUAGCUACGAUGACCGUAACCAGUAGCAGCGAGGCGCUCCGCAAGCGAGUAGAAGCGGUCCUUGAGAUGGCCGUGUCGACUGUCACCUCCCUUGCGGAUACGUUCAGUUCCGGGGCUCCUCUG